Messenger RNA from Tyto alba (common barn owl), 6555 nucleotides. It is a transcript of the gene PDE7B, whose product is annotated as phosphodiesterase 7B. The record is from RefSeq and is a predicted model, not a curated record. Gene Ontology annotation, molecular function: 3',5'-cyclic-AMP phosphodiesterase activity. Bases 402 to 1751 code for a protein of 449 amino acids. The transcript is spliced from 13 exons. NCBI's taxonomy places the organism in Eukaryota, Metazoa, Chordata, Aves, Strigiformes, Tytonidae.
UUGGUCUGCGCUCCCUCGCCCGUGGCGGUUGACAGCAGCUCCCAGCCCCGCACGGCCCUCGCUGCGAACACGGGCAGGCAGACUGCAGCAAGCUCAGCUCUACCCCAGCCCUACACUGGCAGAAAAGUGCACUCUCUUCCUGAGUCUUUUUGCUUCUUAAGGUGGUUUUAUUGGCUGGGUUUGGGGACUUGGGGAGGUUUUCUGUUUUUUUUUUUUUUUUCCCCCUUUCCUUUUCCUUUUUUUUUUUUUUUUUUUUCAGUUUUUGUUUGCUGUUGUUACUUAAUUCUAUUCCUAAUCCUGGAUGCAGUUACUGGAUUCUGCAGUACAAGUCUUCAUGAACAAGCUGCACCGCUUAGAGAUUUCACGGCAUUCAAAGGUCACAGAACUGCCACUAUGGUUAAAUGUCUUGUUUAAUGGUUGAGAGGUGCGGAGAAAUCUCAUUUGAUAGUCCUGACCAGAAUGCCAAAUGUGUUCGCAUGCUAGGUAAGGGAGAUGCACGGGUGAGAGGUCAGACAGGGGUUCUCUCCGAGCGCCGUGGCUCCUACCCGUUUAUAGACUUCCGUCUUCUUAACAAUACUACACUCUCAGGGGAAAUUGGCACCAAGAAAAAAGUGAAAAGACUGUUAAGUUUCCAGAGGUAUUUCCAUGCAUCCCGGUUACUGCGUGGGAUUGUACCACAAGCCUCUCUGUACCUACUGGAUGAGGACUACCUUGGGCAAGCAAGGCAUAUGCUAUCCAAAGUGGGAAUGUGGGAUUUUGACAUUUUCUUGUUUGACCGCUUGACAAAUGGAAACAGUCUCGUAACACUGCUUUGUCACCUCUUCAAUGUGCAUGGACUUAUCCACCAUUUCCAGUUAGAUAUGGUUACAUUACACAGGUUUUUAGUUAUGGUUCAAGAAGAUUACCAUAGCCAAAACCCGUACCACAAUGCUGUCCAUGCUGCUGAUGUCACGCAAGCUAUGCACUGCUAUCUGAGAGAGCCCAAGCUUGCCAACUUCCUCACCCCGUCGGACAUCAUGCUCGGACUGCUAGCUGCUGCGGCUCAUGAUGUGGAUCAUCCAGGGGUCAACCAACCCUUUCUGAUCAAAACUAAACACCACCUUGCCAGCCUGUACCAGAACGUUUCAGUGCUAGAAAAUCAUCACUGGCGAUCUACGAUAGGCAUGCUUCGAGAGUCACGGCUCCUCGCCCAUCUGCCCAAGGAGGUGACACAGGACAUCGAGCAGCAGUUGGGCUCCCUGAUCUUGGCAACAGACAUCAACAGGCAGAAUGAGUUUUUGAUCCGUCUGAAAUCUCACCUUGACAAUCAGGAUUUGAGGCUGGAGGACGCACAAGACAGACAUUUUAUGCUUCAGAUUGCACUCAAGUGCGCUGACAUUUGCAACCCUUGCCGGCUCUGGGAUCUGAGCAAACAGUGGAGCGAACGAGUCUGCGAAGAGUUUUACCGGCAAGGUGACCUGGAACAAAAAUUUGAACUGGAAAUAAGCCCCCUUUGUAAUCAGCAGAAGGAUACAAUACCAAGCAUACAGAUCGGGUUCAUGACGUACAUCGUAGAGCCACUCUUUGAGAGGUGGGCCCAGUUUACAGGUGAUACACCCCUAUCUGAAAAUAUGCUGAACCAUCUCAGGAGGAACAAGGCCAAGUGGAGGAGUUUGCUCCACAAGCAACACAGCAGUAGUAGGAGCAAUGACCACUCAGGUCAAGUGACUGGCAGCCAAGAACAGACUUUAAAUAAGGAAGAGACUCCUUAGUGGCAGCUUUGCACUUUUCCUUAUAGCACUGCUAUCUCUGUCUUGAUCACAGCAGCAAACAAAAUCCUGGGGAGCUAGGAGCCUGUUGUCAAGACCGUGGAAAGGGAAGAAGUGGCAAAGCAGAAGCUGUAAGGGUCCUCACGAACAAGCCCACGGUUCUGCUGGGUUCCUUUCUGGAUCUUCUUCACGUUCCUCUCCCCUCUCUUCGUUCUGCGCAUGCCUGAUGCCAUUCGUCACUCCUGAUCGUGAACUGCCUGAAUGCAAAGUCCCAGUCAGCAGUACUGGAGCCGGGCCGGUUACGGCUGCCGUGAAGCAGGGAGGAUUACUAACAGAACAGGGGAGACAGAGGCACUCUUGGUUAUAUAUUCAUUUACCAUGAGUCAUACUGUGACAUGUGUAUAUAGGCCCAGAGCGCCAUAUGCUUUCCAGGCUGGCAGCUGGGCUGCACGUUAAACCACCAGCAUCUUCAGCAUCCAGAGGACACUAGCUGAGUGAGACAGCGCUCACAGAGGGCAGAGAGAGUCUGGUUAUUUUAGUAAUUAAAACAAUAAACCUUUUUAACUUUUGUAUUCUGUGCACUAAACAACAGAUCUAUAAACCUUGGACUGAAGUUACUCUCCAUCUACACAACUCCAGUGUAACAAGGCUCAUUUUGGUAAUCAUUUUUAUGCCACUUUGGAUAAAAGACAGGCAUCUUCUCAUUGCAAGGAACAGUAUUCCCUCGCAACCAAAAGGGAAGGUGUCACACAGUCUAAACCUUUGAAACACGAACAGAUCUAUCUUUUGAGUACUGUUUCAAGUAACGUGUUUAUAUUCAUACGUGUACAUUUUCUGUAAAUACAAAGCGCUACUGAUUCCCAUGCCAAAAUACUGGAGUACUGUGGGAUUGCUACCUGUAAAAACAUUGGCACUGUGAACAGAAUACUGUUAGUUUUAAUACAAGAGAAAGCAUUUGUAAAUAUGGUAUAGAGUUUAUUAAUAUACACCAUUGUUUGUGGAUAAAAGCCUUAACUUUUAGCAUCCUUCAUCUUCUGAUAGCUGCCAAAAUCAUACGAUCACAAGAUAUGAUUCUGAACUGCCUUUCCACUAUCCAAGGUGUAUCAAAGGUCAUUAAGGAAUGAAGUCUGGCAGGACAACUUCUUGAAAACUUCAAACACAUUCCAUAUGGGUCCAUGUUGUUAAUCCAUGGCACCUUGCACAUUCAGUCUAGGCAAAUGCUUCACAGAGCCUGAAUUUUUUGGUUCAGAAAAGAAAAACCCAAAACCCACAGCAACACCACAUAAUUUGACAGUUCAACCUGAUUACCAUUUAUUCAAGAGUGUGAAUUUUUAUUAAAUAGCUUAGUGAUCCACAAAGCACGAAAUUCUAAUAGUUCUGGAGUCCAGUUGUUUUCUUGAGUGAUGUUGCAGUGUAGCUGAUUUUUUUCCCCACAUUCCCUCUUUAAAUAGCCAGCAUCAAAAUGCAUUUGUAUUUUCUUUUCAUUAAAAACUACUUCAACUGACUUUUAGCUCAGUCUCACUCAAUGAAAGAAAAAUGUGUUAUAGUCAGACUAUUAAGAAAAAUCCUCUUAACUAUCAGAGUAGCUAAGGAAUUUUCUAUGGUUUCAUGUUAUGUUUGUGAAAGAUACAUGGCCGUAUCUAUGCCAUAAACAACCUCAGUUCAGAUAGUCUUUACAAAACUUUACUAAAGCUUCCAUCAUUUCAAUGAGAUUGUAUUCUCGGCCACAACUGCACUGCACCAAAGUGAUUGUCGCCUUCUCCUCUGCCCCCAGAAAAAUUAAUUGCAUUCAGGUGAAGUAGAGUUCUAUUGUAAACCCCCAGUACAUCAAAUCUGUAUAGCUGUUUUCUAAAAGAACUAGCAGAUAUGGCCAUAUAAUCAUGUUUGGAUGUGAAUACCUCGCAGAGGCCAACAAAGAAAGAGCUAUUUUAGUUGGCAUUUGAGAAAUAUAUUUACUCAUAAAAGUGCAAGGGGAGAUAUGCUAGAACUUUUCUCAAUUACAGAGAAGAGUGACUUGGUUAGACAAAAUGUUCAUGCUCAUAAUGUGACUAAUAUGUUUAAAGGAAAAUAAAAAGCAUAAGUUUGAGUAAAGCAUGUUUUACUCUACUAAUUCAUUGGACAUGUAUCUUCAGAGAAGGAAACUGAAACCCAGUGAAGUAGGAAGGUAGAAAUCACUGCGAGAACACAAAACAUACUGAGAACAAUGUUUUUCUUCUCCUCUACUAUUUUGUAAGCUGUAAGCAGUAGAAAACAUUAUUCUUCCUUGCUCUUCUAAAUGGGACUCAUAUUAGGAGUACCAUAACGAGCAAAGAGAGAGAGUUUUAGUAGAAUAAAACUAUUUCUAGCCACAAGACAUAAAUGUCUUUUUAGCCACCUGACAGUGGGGGCAGGAGCGUUACCACUUUGCAGCUUUUUAGGUGUAUCUUUCCUUCUGACAGACUGAGGACAAUUAUUAAGACAUUGUGUGAGCAGUGUAAUGUGCUGCUUAGAAGCACUUAUGUACAUUCAAAAUGAUAAAAUUUCCCUUGUUUUGUCUUUUUACUAAGAAAUGGAAGACAUUUCCCAUCUAGUUCAAAGAUUUUUUUUUUUUAAUGUUCUGAAGUUUAGUUAAACAAACCCAGUGUCUAGCAACAUAAAAAGCUCUUGACAGAUACAUUGUUGAGCUGUUUCUGAGGAGCUUCCAGAAAAUAGGUCCAACAGGAAAGAUUAGGUACAAAUCAAGUUCUGUCACAGCUACAAUAAAACCAAGACCUUUUCUGUAAUUGGAGCCUACAGGGUCCAUUACAAGUCUGCUCUUACCAAGCUAGACCUUCUCAACUUUGAAAAGCUGCUCUUAAAGUGACCAGGUUAUGCGGUCUUUUUGGUUUUGUGGAGGUUUUUUUUUUGUUUGUUUGGUUUGGGUUUUUUUGGUGCACUGAACAUACUUGCUAGAUUUCAAUCACCUUGUCUAAUGAAACAAUGCUUGAAAUAGGUUCAGGGUGGCUCCAGAAACGCUUCUGUACUUGUAAACCAAACCCAUCACACAAGUUUGGGUCUGGGCCAGUUUGCCUCAGGUGCUCUAGACUAAAGCGUGCUGAAGAGUUGGGCUCCGGCAGCAGAUGCCUGGCAGCCAGAUUCACUGGGGUCUGUAAUGCAAAAUGCUGCCUUUGAUUUCCCAUUGAAGCAGCCAAACCGUACUGGAUACAGCCAAUCCAGCAGCACCCGUGCCUAGCGUAUGCGGUUGUGAUACAUAUUUGGUACUCACUAGUUUAGAGGACAUUUCUGUACUGGGAUUUCUCCCCAGAAUGCCAGCAGAAUGCUAGAUGCACAGAACAGAAAAACUCUAUGCAGAUAACACAAAUUUCUGUUGUCACACCUAUUAGCCACUUUACAGAAAGCCCUCGUAAAUUAUUUUUCUUUCUUAAUGGGCUGGUGAAGCUGAAAUAUUCUGAAGUUUUAAAACUGAGUUAGGUUCUUCAUAUAGGGAAGGAAGCAGAAAACUGCUAAAAGCAGGAGCUUAAAAUGCUUUUAUGCCCCACAAACACAAUUCACUCGAUUAAAACCUAGAUUCUUUAAACACAGAUUUUAUACCAUCAAAGAAGGAAAUUCUGUAUAAAUAACAACAAUAAUAAUAAUAAUAAAGUAGUGAUAAGUAAAACUUUUAGGCUGGUUAAAAUAAUGCAUAUGUAUGCAUUUUCAUUAAGUAAAGAUUUUACCUAUCUUUGGGUUUUUAAGGCUCAACAUUCCAGCUACCAGCCAAAAGGGGAAAAAAACAAGGACAACUGAAUAUGUGUACCUUCAAAACACAGAUACAGAGAGAGGAAUAGCUGACUCUAUGAGGAAAAAAAAAAAAAAAAAAACAAACACCUGCACGAUCCUCAGUUGUAUCUAACCUAAUCUACAACAUGGGUCAAUUAUUUUUUAUAAACUAUUGGUUUCAUGAAGAAAAUCAAAGUCUCUCUGAAUGAUCAGUGAGAAGGCUGCUACCACAGUAAGCGAGAUAAGCCUGUUUUCACACUGCAGAGCUAUCUCACCAGCUCUUAUAAGCUGUGGUUGAAAUUUCUAUUAAGUUUUCAACAAAACAGAGAUAGAAUGCAUACUAGCCCUUCCAAAUGGAAUCUCCUCAGAAUGGAGAAACACUUAAAUCGUUUUAAUUUUAUUUUCAGGUAUCAGUCAGGGUACCAGUCAUAAUUUAUAGCCUUAUAUUUCAAGUCACUCAGCUGAGUAGUCCAUAAAGUACUCCCAUUGCCCUCCUAACACCACCAUCCUCUGCUUAUGUCCCACAAAAAAAUCAAUACUUCAAUUUGAAUUAAGAUCCUGCAAAUCCAAAAAAAGCCACCCCAAAACACAAACAAAGUAAAACCCCAAGGCAAGCUUCAUGCCAUGAAUAUGUAUCAAAAUUACUUUGAUUGGUGCAAGUUACUAUUCUAUUAUUUGUUUCUAUAAUCCAUCCAAUAUUUUAGGUACAAAAAACUUUAAGUGCAGAGCAUAAGUUUGACUUGGAUGUAAAAUAUAUUCUGCUUAUCUUUGAAUUCAAGAUUGUAUAUGUCAUGUUUAUUGUAAAGCAUUUUAUAUAUACAUAUUCACAUACCUUAUACAACUCUAUGGGCCAAACACUUGUCCCACCAACUUCACUGGGACCAAGAAUCAGCCCCCAUAUGUGCGUAUAUAUGCCAUAUGCAUCAUUCUGAAAGGAAGCACUAGAUUGUGUGAAAAUGCUGUGACUGCUAUGCAGUGAUGCCAAGAGACUUAACUGUAUCUUUUUUAACAUACUGCUGUAAGUAUUCAUCAUGUCAAAGAAUGACAACUAAUAAAAAAAAAAAAAGAA